Messenger RNA from Neopsephotus bourkii (Bourke's parrot), 4707 nucleotides. It is a transcript of the gene NEDD9, whose product is annotated as neural precursor cell expressed, developmentally down-regulated 9. Lineage: Eukaryota; Metazoa; Chordata; Aves; Psittaciformes; Psittacidae. Gene Ontology annotation, biological process: cell migration; cell surface receptor protein tyrosine kinase signaling pathway. The transcript is spliced from 7 exons. Bases 124 to 2601 code for a protein of 825 amino acids. The record is from RefSeq and is a predicted model, not a curated record. Gene Ontology annotation, cellular component: cytoplasm; plasma membrane. Gene Ontology annotation, molecular function: protein binding.
GCGCUAUGCAAAUGAGCGGGGUAGCCUGGCGGCGGGGCGGGCGGCGCGGCGCGGAGAGGCGGUGGCGAUGCGGCGGGUGGUGGAGUAGUGGGUGCAGUACUGGUUCCGUAGCGCUCCGCAGCCAUGAAGUACAAGAAUCUUAUGGCAAGAGCCUUGUACGAUAAUGUCCCUGAAUGUGCAGAAGAGUUGGCCUUCCGCAAGGGAGACAUUUUGACAGUGAUAGAACAGAACACUGAAGGUCUCGAAGGAUGGUGGCUCUGCUCCUUACAUGGCCGGCAAGGCAUCGUUCCAGGCAACCGUGUGAAACUCCUGAUAGGUCCAGUGGUACAGGACAGUCCUCCUGGUCAGGAUAUGUCCAAUUCAGGACAUAUGACACGUCAAUCCUUUAAUCAGCAAAAGAUCUACCAAGUGCCAAGCUCGCAUGCCUCAGCACGGGACCCUGUCUAUCAAGUGCCACCUUCUCAUCAGGGGAUUUACCAAAUACCCACUGGUCAUGGUCUAGCAGGACAAGAUGUUUACCAGGUGCCACCCUCGAUGCAGAGAUGUAUUGACGGUCCAGCUUUGACUAACAAGGUAAUAACUCCAGUCAGGUCAGGACAAGGUUAUGUUUAUGAAUUCCCUUCCAAAUACCAGAAGGAUACCUAUGAUAUCCCCCCGGUUCGCCCUCUUCAAGGGAUAUAUGACAUUCCCCCCACAUCAGUUAAGGGGCCUGCACUUCCAGUUCCCAUCGGAGAAGCAAAAGCUUUAGGAGUCUAUGACAUACCACCUGCCAAAGUGGUCUAUGCAACCAAUCCAUCUGCAUGCCGAGAUGAUACAGGCCUGAGGGAAAAUGUGCAGGAUUUUUCAUCUGCAGUGGGCCACAGUGCAAGACCAGAAGGAGUAUAUGAUAUUCCUCCUCCCAUCACCAAAGCAACUGGAAAAGAACUUAAUAAAUUUCCUCCUGAGAGCCUGUUAUUGUCGGACGGAGUGCCACAGAAACAUGGUGUUUAUGACAUCCCUAUGAACCAGCAAAACCAUUUUCUUGGACAGCAAAUUGCACCUCAAAAAGAUGUUUAUGAUACCCCAAGGGGAGUUGCAUUCCCAGGACAACAGACAGGACUCAAUGAAAGUCUCAUCCCAGAAGGAAGAGAAGGUGUAUAUGAUGUGCCACCACCAGUCCUCCAAGACACUAAAGGCUUACAGGAUGUGACUGAUGGGAUAAAUAGGUUGUCUUUCUCCAGCACAGGAAGCACAAGGAGUAACAUGUCCACAUCUUCAACAACAUCAAAAGACUCUUCUUUCUCAGCAUCGACUGCACAGGACAAAAGAUUAAUCCUUGAUCCAGACACUGCUAUAGAGAGGCUUUAUUGUCUCCAGCAGAUGGUGGAGACAGCUGUCAAUAACCUUAUGGCUUUUGUAACAGCAGACUGGCGAUCUUACGGAUAUAUGGAGAAACACAUCAAUGAAAUUCACGCUGCUGUGGAUAAGGUAGAGCAGUCGCUGUUGGAGUACCUCCAGUUUGCUAAAGGAUCAGCAGCCAAUGCUUCCUGCCUGUCCGAGUUCAGCCUCCUUAACAAAAUGAGGAGGGAGGUGCAAAGGCUGGAGGACUCUCACCAGAUCCUUACCCAAACCAGUCACGACCUGAACAGCUACAACUGGUCUUUGAAUGUUCUAGCUGUCAAUAGACUGCAGAGCAAGUGUGAUGACUUAGAUCGGUUUGUAAUGGUGGCAAGGACAGUCCCAGACGAUGCCAAGCAACUGACCACUACCAUCAGUGUCAACGCAGAGAUGCUCUUCAAACAGGCACUGAGCAGCUCACGUUUCAAAAACGUACCAGAGAGUAUCACAAACAUUCCUGACUAUGUUUAUGAUAAUCCUCAUAUGCAGCGUCAUGGAGAAAAAGCACAGAACCACUGUACUUCCCUUCCUCCACUCCUGAAUAAAGGUCAGCACCCUCACAAUACUACCAGUGAGAGCUCAGAAAAGAGCUGGAUGGAUGACUACGAUUAUGUUCACCUGCAGGGAAAAGAAGAGUUUGAAAGGCAACAGAAGGAGCUGCUGGAAAAGGAAAAUAUCAUGAAGCAGAGCAAGAUGGAGCUUGAGCACCAUCAGAUCAAUCAGUUUCAACGUCUGGAGCAAGAGAUCACAAAGCCAGUAGAGAAUGACAUCUCAAAAUGGAAGCCACCUCAAGCUCUCCAAACUGCAAACAGUGCUGCCACCUCCCGUGACAGCCAGCUGCUUUUGUUCUAUUCUGACCAAUGUGAGACUCACUUCAACUCCCUCCUAAAUGCCAUCGAUGCCUUUUUCAGUUGCGUCAACGCUUCUCAGCCCCCCCGGAUCUUUGUGGCUCACAGCAAAUUCGUCAUUUUGAGCGCUCACAAACUUGUGUUCAUUGGGGACAUGCUCACGAGGCAAGUGACGACUCAGGACAUACGCAACAAAGUGAUGAACUCCAGCAAUCAGCUGUGUGAACUGCUGAGGAGUGUGGUUCUGGCUACCAAGACGGCUGCCUUGCAUUACCCCAACACAGCAGCCCUGCAGAAGAUGGUGGACCAAGUGACAGAGCUGUCGCGUCACGCACAGUUGUUCAAACUCUCGCUGGUCCAAAUGGCAUCCUUAUAAAACCCAGUAGAGCCCAGUCUGUGAGCGGCAAAACAGAAGAGCAAACUGGAGCUAUUUUUGUGUAAAUGUUAUCAUUUAUUUUUUUAGAUUUUUUAAAUGGAAUAUUUUAAAUACAUUCAUACUUGUUAGAGAAUCUAAUGAAAUCAGGGAUCUGGGAGUAUAUCUGGUUCUGUAUUAUGUUUCUAAUACACAUUUAGAUUCGUAUAUACUGCAUAUAUGUAUAUGUUGCUGUGUUUGCUAAAAUAUCAGCUAAGCACCUUAAAGAUUAUGCGUCGGGUAAGCAGCAUGCAUCUUUUGUAUAUACUGCCUGUUUCCUCAGUAUAUUUGUUAACUGGAUGCUGCAUUCCUCUUGUUUCAUUCCGUCUUGAUUUUGGCACAUGGACUUGGUUGUGAAACCUACUUGUACCAAUCCACGAAGCAAGUGUAAUGGUUCUCAUAGAACUCCGUUCCCUUCUUAGAAGUUACUUUCUAUAGGUUAAUUCCAUGAAAUUUAACUCUCUUCUCGCUGUCACUUUGUUAUGUACAGCAUUCAAUCAUUCUGACUGGCAUAUAUGCACAACUGCAACAAGCAGCACUCCAAGCAAGGCAUGCAGCAUUUUGAAGAAAAGCUUUUUUAGGCCAUAUAAGAAACAGAACCUUCUAAGGAGGAAGGCAGAAUCAUAUAUAUUUAGUAUCUUACAGCAUUCAAAUUUCACUGUUUCUGAUAACUGCAAGAUGGGAUUUCAAAAAGUGGAUGAAUUCCCAGCAAGGUAAAUUCAUACACGUUUACCUUGUAUGUCCUUGCAUUGGCAAUUAGAUUUAACAGGCUCAAAAGCCUUACUGUUCAUGGACUCAAGACUUAUCCUAAAAGCAUCCCAGAAUUCAUUGGACUCAUCUCAUCUUUGAGGCUGCAGAUGAGCAAUGUCUCAAAAUACUAGUCCCUUCCAGAGGGAUUAACAUACACAUUGUAAUUCCUAUGGAAAGAAAAUAGCUUGAUUUGAAAUAACAGAUAAGCAUCUCUAUAGCAUAUACACAAUGUAAUGAAGAAAUAGCACUUAUUUUUGUAGGACACAUUCCUGGGAAUUAGUUGCAUCUGUUGGAAUUCAGACUUCCGUUCAGCUCUUGGGUGCUUUUUUCACCCCAAAUUCUCUUGCAUAGGUGCUGAUCCUUCUGCACUACACUGUUGCGAAAAAUGACCUCUGUUUUAAUGGGGCCAUUCCAUCAGUAAAUACACACAAUCCCACCCAGUAACUUUCAGUUUAAACCCUUAAAAAUUGUUAGCAGAUUGGUAGACUGCUUUAGAAAUGUCAUGUAUGCUGGCUGCUCCAAAACACACAUAGGCUUAUUUGUCUCAGUUGCCUUUUGUGAACCCCCUAAGAAUAAAUCAGAAUGCCAUUUACCCAUGGCCCUCAGACUAGAAACAAAGCUUCAAUAGCUCAGGUAAAUUCCAGGUGAUUCUGGCAUUUUUAAAGCAGAAACACUACUCUCCUUGAGUAAUUCAAGGUAGUCCCACAUUGAUGCAUUCUGAGGAUUCACGUCAGCAAAUGGAUCACUGGUGGCACCUCAAGAACAGGCACUUUGGCCUAACUUCUCACUUCCUAGUAUGUAUCCGAACACGUGCCUUACUGAAACAGGAUUUGCUGUCUUACAUAACAAAACCAUUUCAGCAGCAUAUGAAAUCUUGCAGCCUUAAUGUAUUGUUUCAGAGUGAAGACUGUUCUUAGCGACCUUAAUGUCACACUUCUACAGUCUGCCCAACAUUCCUGGAAGGGCAGCAGGAGCCAGCACAACCUCAGCUGGCCCAGAAUUGGCUCCAGUGCCUGGCUCUGGUGUAACAUCCAGAAAGUGCAGUUAUGCUAAUGGUAACCGAUAGCCAGUUGCCAAAAAGCAAUCCACCUGAACCUGUUUUGUACUAGUAUUGUUUGGAAUUCUUUUGGAUUUCCUUAUCCAUUUUCUUUUUUCACUGUGUAUUAUUAGAAAGUGAAAAAGUGUUUUGAAGCUUAGUGGUUAUGUUGAUAGUUUGUGCUUUCGAAAGGAGAACCUUUAUUGCAAGCCUGUAUUACAGUUUGUUAUCUUGUAGAGAGUCAUUUUAAAAUGAUUAAAUGACUAGCUUUUUUAUAUAAAAAA